Annulohypoxylon maeteangense is the source of this 4318-nucleotide messenger RNA. RefSeq lists its product as uncharacterized. Gene Ontology annotation, cellular component: nucleus. Gene Ontology annotation, molecular function: identical protein binding; protein-macromolecule adaptor activity; ubiquitin binding. The transcript is spliced from 5 exons. The coding region runs from base 560 to 4069 and encodes 1169 amino acids. NCBI's taxonomy places the organism in Eukaryota, Fungi, Ascomycota, Sordariomycetes, Xylariales, Hypoxylaceae. Gene Ontology annotation, biological process: actin cortical patch assembly; regulation of actin filament polymerization. The record is from RefSeq and is a predicted model, not a curated record.
GUCCGAUUACGACCGUCCUCGGUUUCUCUGUGCUCUGUGCUCUGUGCUCUGUUCUCUGUGUGCCCUGUUCCCUGACGAUUGCUUCACGUGGUUUUACCUUUUUCUAGUGUACUUCUUCUCUUCAAUAUCACAUUUCAAAUCCCUCUCCCCAUACAUUCGUCCGGACACGCUCUCCUAGGCUGCCCGUUGCGUUUGAAGCAGCACAGCUUCGAGGUAUCCAUAAUAUGUUUGCGUAUGGUUACAUCGCAACGAUAAGUCCCUGGGAGCCUCUUGUUGUGCUUGCGCAAAUCGUUACACCUACAUCACUGCUUCGAAUCAUCAUCUGAAACUAUCCCUACUGCGACCAACUUCCCCUCCCUUCCACUGCCGCUUAAGUUUCAGAGAACCUCUUCCUCACCUCGAACACUCGAUCUUAUACUAUACGAUCGCUCGCUACCCUCUCACCGAAUUCGCAUGCGCCCCUGAAAGACAUAGCAAUUAUAAACGAUUUAUCCGUAGCAGGGCUCCUCUAAUCCAUAACUUCUUUCGUUCCCUAUCCUAUCCUUCUUUUUAGCCUGCCAUGGGAUUUCUCGGUGUAUACAAGGCCAUAUAUGAUUAUGCGCCACAGUCAGAAGGGGAACUUUCCAUAGGCGAAGGAGACGUGCUUUAUGUCCUAGAGAAAAGCAAAGAUGACGAUUGGUGGAAAGCUAAAAAGAAAGCUAGCGCCGACGACGAAGAUGAACCGGUUGGGUUGGUACCUAACAACUACGUAGAAGAGGCACAACCCGUAGGCCAAGCCCGUGCCUUGUACGAAUAUACUCGGCAGACCGACGAGGAGCUGUCGUUUCCUGAAGACGCCCAGUUGCAAGUCUUCGAUACGUCCGACCCCGAUUGGAUUCUUGUUGGGUUUGAAGGUGAUUACGGUUUCGUUCCGGCAAAUUAUAUUGAUGUGGCUGCAGCCGCCGCUUCGGCUACUGCCCCGAAGAUCGAGCCAGAUGUCGAAUCUCAGCCUGAACUUGAACCUGAAACCGAACCGGCAGUUGUCCCCAAGCCUCCAUCGCUACCUGUACGACCUCCUGCUCCGGUUGAGCCAGGAGUGCCUCAAAGCCCCCCUCUACCGGAUAGGAGGUCAUCGGUAAGAUCUACGGCGACUCCGGCAGCGCCGGCAGGCCCCGCUGCUGCCCUGGCUGGUGUAAUGGCUGGUAGGGGUUCUGGUACUCGCGCACGAACACCUCCGCCAGUUACUGUACCUCCUCGCCAGCAAUAUCUAUCAGAAGAGUCCGAUGGAGAACCAAGCCCCGCUCUGCCAGCCCGACCGCUGUCCCAGUCAACGUCAACCAUAUCCAAUGACCAUCAUGCUACGCCGACACCUCAUCCACAGCGAUCUUCUAGCCGCCGCGACUAUGAGGAUGAAUCUCUCCAGCCCCAGUCGAGUCGUAUUGCGCCAGGUGGUUUUCAUAUGUACAACAUCAACGAGAUGGUAUCUGUGAUGGGCAAGAAAAAGAAGAUGCCGACAACCCUAGGCGUGAAUUUGAAAACGGGAGUUAUCCUCAUCGCUCCAGAACAUGCCCAGGACGGUCCAACCCAGGAAUGGACUGCGGAUAAGAUGACGCAUUAUUCCCGAGAGGGCAAACACGUGUUUUUGGAACUCGUACGGCCAAGUAAAAGCAUAGAUUUCCAUGCAGGCGCCAAGGAUACGGCGGAGGAGAUCGUCAGUGCACUCGGCGAGCUCGCCGGAGCUGUGCGAGCGGAGGGUCUACGAGAAGUCAUCAUGGCCGGAACUGGUCGAGGCGGUCAAAAGAGGGGCCAGGUUCUCUACGAUUUCAUGGCCCAGGGAGACGAUGAAGUUACUGUUGCUGUAGGAGACGAAGUUAUAGUCAUCGACGACAGCAAGAGCGAAGAGUGGUGGCAGGUUCGCCGCCUCAAAAACGGAAAAGAAGGCGUCGUCCCAAGCAGCUACAUCGAAAUCACCGAUAUGAUUACGGCACAGACGGCAUCGGGAAUCACUGCCGGCAAGUCUACCGUGGCACAAAAUCGAUUGGAGGAGGCGCGCUUGACUAAGGAAGCAAUCAAGCGAGAUCAGAAAGCAGCAGAGGUAGGACCCGGAAUGCGUUUGCCUGAGAGGCGUAGUAGUUUGUCAGCAAGGAACAAUGGUAACAAUUUUGGGCAACAGCGAAAUCGACGCGAAAACGGUCAUGCCGAGAGUAGCCGUUCCGGUUCUUCUAAGCCUAAGCCAGAUCCGGCCAAGGUGCGGACUUGGACCGACCGCUCCAAGUCCUUCAGCGUCGAAGCGCAAUUCCUCGGUCUUAAAGACGGCAAAAUCAACCUGCACAAGAUGAAUGGCGUCAAAAUUGCUGUCCCCAUAGCCAAGAUGUCGAUCGAAGAUAUUGAGUACGUCGAGCGUGCCCUGGGAGUGUCUCUAGAUGAGGAUAAGCCUCUGUCAGAAGUUAAACGUGCCAAGACAUCAAAAGCCAGUGCGAAUCGAGAGCCCGCAACUAGUAAAGUUGGCGCCUCCGUUGAGCCCGCGAAGCCGGACUACGACUGGUUUCAGUUCUUCUUAUCUUGUGAUGUCGCCGUCGGCCUUUGUGAGCGUUACGCUCAAGCAUUUACUAAGGAUUCUAUGGACGAAAGUGUCUUGCCUGAUGUGGACGCCAGCGUACUCCGGAACCUGGGUCUACGGGAAGGCGAUAUAAUCAAGGUUAUGCGCUUCUUGGAUAAGAAAUUUGGUCGUGAUGGUAAGAAGAGAAACGUUAGCUUUGCCGGAGAUGAGGAAGAUGGUUCCAGCGGCGGCCUCUUCUCCGGACCAGGUGGGACACUACGAAACAACACCCGAAAGGGUCGUCCUGCCCCGGCCGUCCAGACGAAUGACAGUGUGGACCCUAAAGCGUUCUCGCGGCAGAGGGAGAGUAGUGCACAUGGUUCAGAUUCUUCUUCGCCCGUCACGUCUCGUCCGAAGGCUGCUGAGAAGAGCAACGCCGGUGGGUUCGAUGACGACGCAUGGGAUGUAAAACCUGCAAAACAGCCGGAGCCCGAAGCGAAGCCAGCACCGGCUACGGAGCCAAAGUCAGCAGCGGUCGCUGAACCUCCCCAGCGGCCGCCGACGCAGGCCAUGCAAGAUCUUUCCCUCCUGACAGCUCCACUAGAGCCAACCAAGACGCAACCAACCCCUAUGGCGCCUUUAAUAGCCCAGCCGCCGCCGCCGUCGCAACCGCUGGUCCAACCACAACAGACACAGUCCCAACCUCUACCCCAGGGAGCAACACCAUCAUUCUUCACGGGCAUUCCGCAACAGCAGACCGGUAUUCCAUCCGCGCCAGUCCCACAGGCUACGCCAGCUCAACCUCUCAACCUAGGACUCGGCAAUCGGCAAAGACCGCAACCUCCCCAAAUGACUGGAAGUCAAGGCGCUCUGAUGCCACCGCCUCCUCCAUCACGGCCGUUGUCGGCGCCACAGUCGGCACAACCCAGCGGGUUUGCGCCUCCUCCGCUGCAACCACAGAUGACAGGCAUCGCGGCCCCGGGACAAAGCUUGAACGACCUGAACCAGCAACGGAUGCAGCAACAGUACAUGGGAUCGUUCCAACCCCAGCCGACGGGCCAGGGCAUGAUGCCAUAUAACCCGAGUACUGGCACACAACCCCAACCCGGGUUUGGGACAGGCCAGUUCAUGCAACCCCAAAUGACUGGAGUUCCACAGACGCAGAGCCCAUUCUCGGACCCUCGCCCACAACAAUUCUCGCCUAUUCAAAACCAACCCACCGGGUUUCCGGGAGGUUUCCAACCAGCUCAGCAGUUCCCACAGCAGCAGGGCGGGGUUAAUUCGUUUUUACCACCUGCGCUAGAGCCUCAGCGAACGGGCAUGCUGCCAAUCCAACCGCAAUCUACCGGCUUUGGGGGAUUCGGUCAGGGAUUCAACACCGGGAUGAACAAUACAGCUAUUCAACAGCCGCCCCCGACCCCUCUCCUUCCCCAGAAGACCGGACCGGCACCCCCUGUGCGUUUCGGUGUUGCAGAUAAGAUUGUUCCUCAGCCAACUGGACGUCGUGCGAACCUGGCACAUGCAACCCCGGACAAUCCCUUCGGAUUUUGAAGGCCUCUAUGUACAUGGGUGCUGCAGCCAGCUAGGCGUGGUAUCAGAUUGGUGUUAAUUAUACUGGGCAAGUCUGGCAUGCAUGAACGGUGGCAUUUAUGGAAUUCAGUACUGUGGCAUUCUCAUUACGCUCUACACUAUACUUGUGUCCUGUAGCUGCUCUGGCAUCGCCUGACAUGUAUUUACCACUAAGCGCUUGAAAGCUAAUUUAAUCUUGGGACGGAUCAUACCCCGACUUAUCACAAGUCU